Messenger RNA from Cutaneotrichosporon oleaginosum, 1314 nucleotides. RefSeq lists its product as uncharacterized. NCBI's taxonomy places the organism in Eukaryota, Fungi, Basidiomycota, Tremellomycetes, Trichosporonales, Trichosporonaceae. The record is from RefSeq and is a predicted model, not a curated record.
CAUCAUCGUCCUCAUUCCCUCUCCAUCGCCGCAUUGCCGUCGCCGCCGCCCCGCAUCUCAAUCCUUAGCGGGUCAUCGGGACGACGACUGCAACACAAAGCAGAGGCACCACGCAUAUCCUCUGUCAUGAGCGAUGAGAGAGAGGAGGGUACGACUCCAUCGUCUCGCCUCGAUCCGGUGGCCAAGCUCUGCGGCUCGCUCAAGCGCACCUCCUAAACCUCACAAGCCAAGACAAGAUCCGCACAUCACCUCCCUUAAUGCCAAUGAAGUGGCGGCGCGGCGAUCAGCACGCAGCACUCAGAACGCAUAAUCCGCAUCACCUGUCCCGCCUGCCCACCCUGGCAUCCCCGGCAUCCCCGGCCUCCUCUUACACGUAUGGAGCCGCAUGCAUGGAGACACGCACGCACGCACGCACGCACGCACGCCGCAUGCCUCCAACAUUCCAUCAAAGCUGGGACUGGUACCAGGCCCGAGGCACACUUGACGGCAACCAGGGCGGCGGGAAACUCUGGGUUCAUCGUCCUCCCUUGCUUCCCCCUCUCACCCGGUGUCGUCUCGUCGCAACGUCAACCCCCACGAACAACGCACAUCGCACACCAUAUGUGUCCAUGCAACUCUCGUCUCUCGUCUCUUCUUUGUCGCUCGCUCUUGCACUCUUCGCGCUACACACCACGCCUGGCGCGUGUCAAUCUGAUCACUAGUCUCCUCUUCAGCGAGACUCCGACACACCUCCGCACACCGCAAUUCCAUUUCGUCGGUCUCGUCUCGACGCUUCCGCAAGACUCAAGCCACCGAUCCGAUCUCCCUGCUAUCCCUGGCCCCGUCUUGUCUAUUUUUCCCUACUCGCCCCUCCUCGAUCCGCUCGUGGCAGCUCGUGUCCGCCGCCACAAAAUAACAACAUCUCGCGUCAGCUUGCACGCGUCAGGUAGCCAAGCCAUCCAGCCAAGCCUCCUCUGCACAACUCGCACCAGCAUUCUGCACGCCCCUCCGCCCCUCUCCCCUCGGCCACCUCCGCCCCCCCUCUGCUGCUGCACGGCUCAGCUCGCCCCGAAUCCUCCCCUGGACAGCUCUCCUUCGCGGCUCGCGGCUCGCUCCCGAGGCCCGACCCCCCGACCCUCCUGUGCCCCGACCCAACCGGUCAACAUCUGGAGAACUCGACGCCGGCGUCCCAUCCUCACAACCUCAAAAGGAUCAGUUGAUCUGUUCUCAUCGUUCUAUCCAUAAUCGUUCUCUUUUCGUCGGCCGUCCACUCUCUGCGGUCUCUUUUCCUCUCUUCUCCUCUCUUCGUCCUCGUCCUCGUCUCUAUCGUCCCGU